This is a messenger RNA of Emys orbicularis (European pond turtle), 777 nucleotides long. It is a transcript of the gene PI15, whose product is annotated as peptidase inhibitor 15. The record is from RefSeq and is a predicted model, not a curated record. Gene Ontology annotation, cellular component: extracellular region. Bases 1 to 777 code for a protein of 258 amino acids. The transcript has 5 exons. NCBI's taxonomy places the organism in Eukaryota, Metazoa, Chordata, Testudines, Emydidae.
AUGACAGUAAUCUCUGCAAUCAGUUGUGCCUUCUUAUUUUUCAUUCUCUGUGAAACAAGUGCAAUAGCAUUACCCAAUUCCACUGACCUGUUCCUCUCAAACAAAAAUUUCACUGACAUUGAAGCAGCUUUGGCAGCUCACUUGGACUCUGCAAAAAUCCCCAAAGUCAGGCGGAAGCGAUACAUUUCACAGAAUGACAUGAUUGCCAUCCUUGAUUAUCAUAAUCAAGUCAGAGGCAAAGUCUUUCCACCUGCUUCAAACAUGGAGUAUAUGGUUUGGGAUGAAACUCUUGCCAAGUCUGCAGAGGCUUGGGCUGCAACAUGCAUUUGGGACCAUGGACCUUCCUACUUACUGAGAUUCUUGGGCCAAAACCUGUCUGUAAGAACUGGAAGGUAUCGAUCCAUUCUUCAGCUGGUAAAGCCAUGGUAUGAUGAAGUGAAAGACUAUGCUUUUCCAUAUCCUCAGGACUGCAACCCUAGAUGCCCUCUGAGAUGCUAUGGACCCAUGUGCACACAUUAUACACAGAUGGUUUGGGCCACUUCCAAUCGUAUAGGCUGCGCAGUCCACACAUGCCACAAUAUGAAUGUCUGGGGAUCUGUUUGGCGACGAGCUGUUUACUUGGUAUGCAACUAUGCCCCAAAGGGCAACUGGAUUGGAGAAGUGCCGUAUAAAGUAGGAGUCCCGUGUUCCGCUUGCCCUCCUAGUUAUGGAGCUGCUUGUACUGACAAUCUUUGUUUUCCAGGAAUAACAUCAAACUACUUAUAUUGGUUUAAAUAA